AUGGGCGGGGUGGGUGGCGGAAGGGGCGGGCUGGGGGUGGUUGUUCCUGUGAGCCCUUUUCCGGUGGCAGGGGCCGGAAGUUGUGGCCCGGCUGUGUCAACCCGGGGGCUUCGGGCUGUGAGAGCGGCUGAGACCGCGACCAUGGGCGGGAAGAACAAGCAGAGGACCAAGGGGAAUCUGAGGCCUUCAAACAGUGGCCGAGCUGCAGAACUCCUUGCCAAGGAACAGGGAACAGUGCCUGGAUUUAUUGGUUUUGGAACAUUUCACAGUGACCUAGGCUAUGUUCCUGCUAUUCAAGGAGCUGAAGAAAUAGACAGUCUUGUGGAUUCUGAUUUCCGAAUGGUGCUGCGGAAACUUUCUAAGAAAGAUGUCACAACAAAACUAAAAGCUAUGCAGGAAUUUGGAACCAUGUGUACAGAGAGAGACACAGAAAUUGUAAAAGGGGUUCUUCCAUACUGGCCAAGAAUUUUCUGCAAAAUUUCACUUGAUCAUGACCGCCGGGUUCGAGAAGCCACACAGCAAGCUUUUGAAAAACUUAUCCUUAAAGUAAAGAAACACUUGGCUCCUUAUUUAAAAAGUUUAAUGGGUUAUUGGCUGAUGGCUCAGUGUGAUACUUACACACCAGCUGCCUCUGCAGCAAAAGAUGCCUUUGAAGCAGCUUUCCCUCCGAGCAAGCAACCUGAAGCCAUAGCAUUUUGUAAGGAUGAAAUCACAAGUGUGCUACAGGAUCAUCUUAUCAAAGAAACACCUGAUACCCUCAGUGACCCACAAACUGUUCCAGAGGAAGAGAGAGAUGCUAAAUUCUACCGAGUCGUAACUUGUUCCUUAUUGGCAUUAAAGAAAUUGCUUUGCCUGUUACCUGAGAAUGAGCUUGACUCUCUGGAGGAGAAAUUUAAGUCUCUUUUAUCACAGAAUAAGUUUUGGAAGUAUGGAAAACACAGUAUACCUCAGAUCCGCUCAGCCUAUUUUGAGUUGGUUUCUGCUUUGUGCCAGCGUAUUCCACAGUUGAUGAAAGAUGAAGCAUCCAAAGUGAGCCCGUCUGUUCUUCUUAGCAUCGAUGACAGUGACCCUGUUGUAUGCCCAGCUCUCUGGGAAGCUGUACUUUAUACACUUACAACUGUUGAGGACUGUUGGCUUCAUGUAAAUGCAAAAAAAAGUGUGUUUCCCAAGCUGUCAGCUGUGGUUCGUGAAGGAGGUCGGGGUCUGGCUACUGUCAUAUAUCCUUAUCUUCUGCCCUUCAUCAGCAAACUCCCUCAGUCCAUUACAGAUCCAAAGUUGGAUUUCUUCAAGAAUUUUCUCACCUCGCUAGUUGCAGGGCUAUCAACGGAAAGAACCAAAACCAGCUUUUCAGAGUGCUCAGCAGUGAUAUCUGCUUUUUUUGAAUGCUUACGUUUUAUAAUGCAACAAAACUUAGGGGAGGAAGAGAUAGAAGAGAUGCUCGUCAAUGAUCAGUUAAUUCCUUUUAUUGAUGCAGUUCUCAAAGACCCAAAGUUGCAAGAUGGGCAGCUAUUUAACCAUUUAGCAGAAACUUUAAGUUCCUGGGAAGCCAGAGCCGAUUUGGAAAAAGAUGAUAAAACAGCCCGCAACUUGGAGAAAGUGCUGCUGAAUUUCUGGGAAAAACUAUCAGAGAUCUGUGUUGAGAAAAUCAACGAGCCAGAAGCCGAUGUUAAGUCUGUUUUGGGUGUUUCUAACCUAUUGCAGGUCCUUCAAAAGCCGAAGAGCUCCUUGAAGUUGAAUAAAAAAAAAGUUGGUAAGGUUAGAUUUGCUGAUGAGAUGCCUGAAAAUAAUAAGGAGAAUGAAAAAUGUGUCUCCUCAGAGGGAGAGAACAGUGAAGGCCCUGAGUUAAUGGCUGAACCUUCUGUCUCUCCGAGUUGCUCCAACUGUAUAUCCCCGCUGAGGAAAAAACCUUUGGAAGACUUAGUCUGUAAAUUGGCAGAGAUGAGCAUUAAUUACGUCAAUGAACAGAAGUCGGAGCAACAUCUCAGGUUUCUUUCCACCCUGCUCAACUCGUUCUCGUCAAGCCAAGUGUUUAAAGUGCUGCUAGGUGAUGAAAAACAGAGCACUGUCAGAGGCAAGCCUCUUGAAAUAGCCAAACUUGUACAAAAAAAUCCCGCGGUACAGUUUCUAUACCAGAAAAUAACAGGUUGGCUAAAUGAAGAUCAAAGGAAGGAUGCCGGUUUCCUGGUGGACAUUCUGUACAGUGCCCUCUGUUGCUGUGAUAGUAAUGUGGAAAGAAAAGCCAUUCUGGAUGAUCUUAUUGAGGUGGAGCUGAAGUGGAACUCUGUUCUUCAGAUCAUUGAAAAGGCAUGCUCUAGUUCAGAUAAUCAUGCUUUAGUAACACCGUGGCUCAAAGGAGAUAUCCUUGGAGAGAAAUUGGUAACCUUGGCAGAGCAUCUUUGUAACAAAGACUUGGAAUCCACAGUAUCUUCUGAACCUUACUUCUCAGAAAGAUGGACUCUUUUAAGCUUGGUGUUAUCCCAACAUGUUAAAAAUGAUUACUUGAUUGGAGAAGUUUAUGUUGAAAGAAUUAUUGUUAAACUUCAUGAAACUUUAUCCAAAGCAAAGAAAUUGUCAGAAGCUGAAAAUAAUGACUCAUCAGUGUCUUUUAUCUGUGAUGUGGCCUAUAACUAUUUCAGCUCAGCGAAAGGAUGCUUGCUAAUGCCAUCAUCUGAAGAUUUAUUAUUAACUCUCUUUCAGUUAUGUGCUGAGAGCAAAGAAAAAACACAUUUGCCAGACUUUAUCAUCAGUAAACUAAAAAAUACUUGGCUCUCUGGUGUGAAUUUAUUGGUUCAUCGAACUGGCGACACAUUUAAACAGAGCACUUUCCUACGUUUAUCUGCUCUGUGGCUGAAGAACCAAGUUCAGUUUUCGACUUUGGAUGUCACAAGUCUUCAGGUGCUCUUGUCUGCUGUUGAUGAUUUGCUAAAUGUGCUUCUAGAGAGUAAAGAUGCCAAUCUCCUGGGAGCUUAUAUUGGAAGUGUAAUGCCAGACAACAGCGAAUGGGAAAAAAUGAGACAGUCUCUUCCCGUUCAGUGGUUGCAUAGGCCUCUUUUAGAAGGAAGAUUGAGUUUGAAUUAUGAGGGUUUCAAAACAGAUUUUAAAGAGCAAGAUACAAAGAAACUUCCCAGCCAUUUGUGUACUUCAGCAUUAUUGAGCAAAAUGAUAUUAGUUGCACUGAAAAAGGAAACAGCCCUAGAAAAUAAUGAACUUGAGAAAAUAAUUGCAGAACUGCUCUAUUCAUUGCAGUGGUAUGAAGAAUUAGACAAUCCGCCUGUUUUCCUAGCUGGAUUUUGUGAAAUGCUUCAGAAAAUGAAUAUCACGUAUGAUAACUUAUGUGGACUUGGUAAUACUUCCGGCCUUCUGCAGCUGUUAUUUGACAGAUCCAGGAAAAACGGCACCCUUUGGUCUCUCAUUAUUGCUAAAUUGAUCCUUUCCCGAAGUGUUUCAUCUGAUGAAGUAAAACAGCAUUAUAAGAGAAAAGAAGGUUUUUUUCCACUAACAGAAGGUAAUAUGCAUACUAUUCAAAGUCUCUGUCCAUUUUUGUCAAAAGAAGACAAGAAAGAAUUCAUUGCUGAGUGUAUACCUGCCCUUUUGGCCUGGACCAAGGAAAAUGUUUGCCAUAUUAAUGGAGGUUUUGGACAUCUUGCCAUUUUCAAUUCUUGUCUGCAGACCAAAAGCAUAGAUGAUGGAGAGCUAUUACAUGGUCUAUUAAAAAUUCUGAUAACUUGGAAAAAAGAUCACGAAGAUAUUUUUCUUUUCAGUUGUAAUCUGUCAGAAGUAAGUCCAGAGAUACUGGCUGUAAAUAUAGAAAUAAUCCGUUUCCUUUCCCUGUUUCUGAAAUACUGCUCAUCUCCUUUGGCAGAGAGCGAAUGGGACUUCAUCAUGUGUUCCAUGUUGGCUUGGUUGGAGACAACAAAUGAGAAUCAGGCACUGUAUUCUGUUCCACUUGUACAACUGUUUGCCUAUGUCAGCUGUGAUUUGGCCUGUGAACUCAGCGCUUUUUUUGAUUCCACAACUCUGGGCACCACUGGCAGCCUUCCUGUAAAUCUAAUCAGUGAAUGGAAAGAAUUUUUUUCUCCUGGCAUCCACAGUUUGCUUUUACCUCUUUUGGUGACUGCUACAGGAGAAAACAGAGAUACAUCUGAAACAUCAUUUCAGAAUGCAAUGCUGAAGCCCAUGUGUGAAACAUUAACUUAUAUCCCAAAGGAUCAGCUAUUGAGUCAGAAACUCCCUGCAAGAUUGAUUGCUGGUCAGAAAACAAACUUGCCAGAAUACCUCCAGACUUUGUUAAAUACAUUAGCCCCAUUACUCCUUUACAGAGCUCGGCCUGUGCAAAUUGCCGUCUAUCAUAUGCUAUACAAAUUGAUGCCUGAAUUCCCACAAUAUGAUCAGGAUAAUCUAAAAUCAUAUGGAGAUGAAGAAGAAGAACCAGCCUUGUCGCCACCAGCUGCACUGAUGUCUCUUCUUAGCACUCAAGAGGACUUACUAGAGAAUGUUUUGGGAUGUAUUCCUGUUGGACAGAUAGUUACUAUCAAGCCACUGAGUGAAGACUUCUGUUAUGUUCUGGGGUACCUCCUCACGUGGAAAUUAAUACUUACUUUCUUCAAAGCUGCUUCAUCUCAGCUUCGAGCUCUGUAUUCAAUGUACCUUCGAAAAACAAAAAGUUUGAAUAAAUUGCUUUAUCACCUGUUCAGGCUUAUGCCAGAAAAUCCAGCCUUUGCAGAGACAGCUGUUGAGCUCUCCAAUAAGGACCCUCGAACUUUCUUUACAGAGGAGCUCCAGUUGGGUAUUAGAGAUACCUCAGCUCUUCCCUACCAUAUUCCACACUUGGCUUGUUCAGUCUAUCACAUGACAUUAAAAGACUUGCCAGCCAUGGUUAGGCUGUGGUGGAACAGUAGUGAGAAGCGUGUUUUCAAUAUCGUAGAUAGAUUUACCAGCAAGUAUGUUAGCAGUGUUCUUUCGUUUCAAGAAAUAUCUUCUGUACAAACAAGUACACAGCUGUUUAAUGGCAUGACGGUUAAAGCUCGAGCUACUACUCGAGAAGUCAUGGCCACUUACAGCAUUGAGGAUAUAGUGAUUGAACUUAUAAUACAGCUGCCUUCAAAUUAUCCACUGGGCUCAAUAACAGUGGAGAGUGGGAAAAGAGUUGGAGUGGCUGUGCAGCAGUGGCGAAACUGGAUGCUUCAGCUAAGCACUUACCUCACCCAUCAAAAUGGAAGUAUUAUGGAAGGCUUAGCAUUAUGGAAAAAUAAUGUAGACAAACGUUUUGAGGGUGUUGAAGAUUGCAUGAUUUGUUUCUCAGUCAUUCACGGUUUCAACUAUUCUCUUCCCAAAAAAGCCUGUAGAACGUGCAAAAAAAAGUUCCAUUCAGCUUGUUUGUACAAAUGGUUUACAUCCAGCAACAAAUCCACUUGUCCACUCUGUCGCGAGACCUUUUUCUGAGAUUUUUUUUUUCCCCUCAUUGGAAUUGAUCCCUGAAGAAAUUCAAGCAAAGGCAGUGGAUUUGGAUUCAUCUUGAAGUGCUGAUGUGAGGAG
Messenger RNA from Budorcas taxicolor (takin), 5535 nucleotides. RefSeq names its product listerin E3 ubiquitin protein ligase 1 (gene LTN1). The record is from RefSeq and is a predicted model, not a curated record. Gene Ontology annotation, cellular component: cytosol; RQC complex. Gene Ontology annotation, biological process: ribosome-associated ubiquitin-dependent protein catabolic process; rescue of stalled cytosolic ribosome. The coding region runs from base 1 to 5442 and encodes 1813 amino acids. Gene Ontology annotation, molecular function: ubiquitin protein ligase activity; ribosomal large subunit binding; zinc ion binding. The transcript is spliced from 30 exons. Lineage: Eukaryota; Metazoa; Chordata; Mammalia; Artiodactyla; Bovidae.